This is a messenger RNA of Asterias rubens (European starfish), 2967 nucleotides long. Its product is annotated as interleukin-1 receptor accessory protein-like 1. The record is from RefSeq and is a predicted model, not a curated record. Lineage: Eukaryota; Metazoa; Echinodermata; Asteroidea; Forcipulatida; Asteriidae. Gene Ontology annotation, biological process: signal transduction. The transcript has 8 exons. The coding region runs from base 249 to 1979 and encodes 576 amino acids.
UGCACGAUGUGUAAUGGUAAACUGCUACAUCGGUGCUAAGUUGCGUUUACUACCAUUUUUAUCAUAAUUAUGUGCAAUUAGGGACUGCUACUGUGUUGUCAAGAUGUCAACGCUGAUCGAUAACUUUCUAGAGCUAGAAAUUCGGGAAAUCUGACAGAGUUUGCUAUGAAAUUUACGGGCCAUCGUCAACUCCAUGCUCAAAUCAAUACACACAGAUAUACUUGGGAGGCACAUGAAGCUUGAAAGACAUGGAGACUGCUUUUAAAAGACCCUCGACUUACACUGUUCUUGUCACCUUCAUUGUCACUACGUUUGUCGUUCAUUAUGUCGCAGGAUCUCCACUGCAUAAACUGUAUGUACAUGAAUGUCUGGAAAAUCAAACUGAAGAUGGCGUUCUGCGAUUUGAAGAGACUUCAAAUAUCGAAUUUGCCCUGGAAAAACAAUUCAAAGAGCUUAGCUGCUAUGCAGAAAACUUCUGUACCAUAAAAUGGAUGAAGGACGGAAAGCCUAUAGAUAAGGAUCUUGAACAGUCAUUGUCAUUUCGGGGGCAGGUUUUGAGGUUUGAAUCUGUCGAGGAGAAGGAUGGAGGAGUUUAUACUUGUGUAGCCUCCGGUCACAACAAGUCAAUUCAACAGGACAUUACCUUUGAGGUUAUCAAAGACUGUAACGAAAACCGUCCACCGAUCAACAUUCAGCAUCGAGGUUGUAUCAAUACCACCGCCGAUGUUGGCAAAAACAUCACGUUCCAUUGUGAAUACUUUGUUGGUAAACACACUGUCCAGAUUAUAUCCGGGAGCUGGUUCAAGAAUAACAAUUCCACUGGCUUAGAAUUCUCGUCAGACGCUUCGGAUAACUGGUUCGUUCUUACGAGUUUACCAGAAGGUCUUGAUACGCAAGGGACAGUGUUUACAACUUCCGCCAGUUUUUCCCAAAUGAAGGGUCAAGAUGAGAGCAGUUGUGAAUGUGGUUGCACACCAGUCUUUGUUGUGGAGCUGAAUAUAUGGAACGUUUCCGACUUUGCCUAUGGGACUUAUGCACUAUGGAUCGACAACGAUGGUCAGGGUAUUCCGAAAAAAAUAACAUUAUUCAAAGCUGUUACAGCUCCGUCAGUUAAAGUGCCCGUUGAAGAUGUGAUGCACAUCUUUGUUAUUCCUGGGGCAUGUGUGGUGAUGAUUUUAGUAGUCACUGCUUUGAUGUGGCAUCGAUUCGCAACGGACAUCAAGUUGAUAUACAGGGAUCACGUGACUAUUACCAGCGAAGACGCUAUGAAAAGCUACGAUGUCUACUUGUCUUACGAUUGGAACAGUCAUGUGGAUAGUUUAUUUGCCAGGCACCUCGUCUGCUACAUGCAGGAAAAAGGUUACAAAGUAUUCUGGGAAAUUAACUGCCUUCCCGGCGGAGGCACGGAUGAUAACAUUGUGAGAGCCUUGGAGAGCAGCAGGCGGUCCGUCAUCAUCUUCAGCCCAGAUUAUCUUGCCUCCCGACGCAUUUUCGACGUCAUCUUCUCCAUGGACCAGGCCAAACACUACAAGAAGGAAAUCAUCCCGAUCGUCUAUCGAGAUAUCUCCAACGUUACGGAAGAAACUCAGAGUAAUCUCGUGAAGCAUGUCCUGUCAUCCCGCUGUCUCCGCUUUGACCAGAUCACGACACACCCCCCAAAUGCCGUGAAGAAGAUCGUCCAGAAGGUUUUGGGUGACCCACGGUCAGAGCAGUCGCUUCAUAAAGAGCUGCUGUUGAGGUUACCCCGUCCUAAUCCAACUUCCCAAGCUCUUUCCACCUCUUCUGAAGAAAACUUCACUACAGCUGAGAUCCGACCAUACGUUUCGUCAAGAUUGAGUAUGACAAGAUAUACUGAAGGACAGAGACAAGUCUAUAAUCAACACCAUAUUGAACCAUUAACAGUCUUGGAAACAGGCCAAAACGCACAACGGCUCUAUCCAAGUAUAAGUAGAUAUGUAAAUCUUGAGGUCAAUAUAUAGAAACUGUCAACAUUCUGAACUGCAAUCAGUACCAUACAGUGGAGAGUCACUAUAUAGAGCGCCACCAAGUGUUUGCGAGGAGCCAUGUUUCACAGAGUUUCUUUUGAAAAAGUCGCCCUGCAAAGUUUGAGAAUACAUCGUUGGGACCUAGUGUUGGCGUGAUUUCAACCCUAUGUUGGUAGUAUGACCUUAACCAGCCAAUCGUCAAAAUGGAUAAUGCUAAAAUACAGUCAAAAUGAUUCCUUAGCCUUAAAGAAAGGGUUUGCCUAGACUGGUCCCCUAACUGCUCCCCUAGCUGUCUUAAAGACAGGCACUGGUUUUUGCAGACCCAAUGGUUUCAUUGGAUACAAUGAUUUCAUUGGACAAACGUGCAGUGAUGUAAGCUUUUAAAAAUUGUGUUUUGGUUAGUCCGAGGUGAUGUUUAACAGCUGCACAUAUUGCGUUUGAAAGCAGCAUGCAUAUUGUUUGUAAAUAUUGUACAAAGAACAUGGGUGUAUUGUUGUUUCAUACGUAGAAUGGACUCCAAAUCUCCAUGUGAAAUUACUACGAGGUCAAAGAAACAUUCGAACAGAUCCGGAUGUACGCCCCAGGCUUGUAACCUGACGAAAUUCAUGAGCCUCGAAGUGUGACGUCAGAUGUUCAGGCUAGAGUUUGACUUUCUGCCGUUGAACACGAAAGCUAUUCUUCACUGCCCCAUUGAGAAAGUGCCUUUAGUUUUUUAAAACCUUGAAGUUGGGUCUUUAUUUUUUGAUAGUUAAUUAACAUCUGAUAAUUCAGAAGUGUACAAAUAUCUAAAUUACAUUUAAACAAUAAACAAACAUUAUUGUAAAAAAUCGCUCAAAUGGGGUGCUUGCCAUAUUUUUCCAAGUAUUUUUUCAAAAUAAAGGUGAUGGUGAACUUUUAAGUAUGACAUUCUCAAAAUCUAUGUACAGACGUUUUAAAGCGUCUAUGUACUUUUUGUAGGAUAAAAAACACAAUGUCUACAGAU